Molecule: messenger RNA, 4090 nt
Organism: Terrapene triunguis (Three-toed box turtle)
Lineage: Eukaryota; Metazoa; Chordata; Testudines; Emydidae
Gene: SIX5
Product: SIX homeobox 5
Exons: 2
Source: RefSeq, a predicted model, not a curated record
CAGUCCCUCUCUCCCCGCAGCGAGUCGGACGGGAACCCCAGCACAGAGGACGAGUUGAGCCGGGGGCCAGAGGAGACUGAGCUGGCCGUGGGGACGCCCGCCGUGCCGGACGGGGCCGUCGCCUCCGGGAACCUCUUCUUGCCGGCACCCGCCGGGGCCUGCUCCGGGGCCUCGUCCAUCCUGCUCAACGGCAACUUCAUCACCACGGCCGGCCCGCAGGCCAUGCUGCUGAACGGCGGCUCCGUGCUCCAGGCGUCGGGCGGCGUGCUCAUCAACGGGCUGGCGCUGGGCGACAGCCAGACCAUCACCCUGAGCCCCGUGGCGUCCACCCCGCCCGUGCUCCUCAACGGCGCCGCCAAGACCCCGCCUGGCGCCUGCCUGGAGUCGCCGCCGGCCUCCUCGGCCAGGCCUGACAUCAAGGCGGAAGCCGGGGAGUCGCUGCCCUCCAUGGUGUUUGGCCCGGGCGCCGUGGAGGUGAAGACGGAGGAGAGCCAGGCCGUCAGGGCCCUGUCCGAGGUGCCCACGCUCCUUCCCCUGGCCCCGGCCGCGUCCGACCCGAAGGGGGCGCUGCUUCCCACUCCGGCCGGCUCAGUGCCCCAGGUGGUGCCGUCGGGCGAGGAAGCCCCCUGCCCGGCCCCGGCGCUCCCCCAGCCGGUGGUCUCCGGCUCCCAGAUUGUCCCCCUCUCCCAAGUGGUGCCCGGUUCUCAGCCCGGCCAGGCCCUGCCCGUGACGUCGCCUCCCCCGGCUGCCGCCUCGCUCCUCCAGGGCUCUCCCCUGCUGUCCUUCACCUCGCCCAUCCCGGGGCCAGCUCAGGUCGCCCCGGUGCCCGCCGUGGUCCACGUCCCCGCCCCGCCCCUGAUCCCCAUCUCCCAGGUCUCACCCCCCUCCCAGGUAGUGCCCCUGUCCCAGCCGGCCCCAGGCACCCCGGUGCUGUCCCCUCCCCAGAUGGUGCCGCUCUCACCCACCCAGGUCUACUCGGUGCCCCAGGGGGCCCCCGCCCCGCAGCUGGUGUCGGUGCCCCAGGGCUCCCAGCUCAUCUCGCUCCCGCAAGUGGUGCCCACGUCGCAGGUGGUGACGCUGCAGCAGGGGGUGGGGCCGAUCCAGAUCCUAGCCAGCGCCGCCCCGCUCAAGGUGGGGGCUCCGCCGGCGGCCAGCGGGACCGUGGGGCAGAGCAACGUGCACCUCAUCAACGCCAACAUGGGUGUGACCACGCUGCAGCUGCCCGCCGGCGCGCCAGGGAACUUCCUCCUGACGAACCCAGUGCCAGGUGGCGGCACCAUCCUCACCGGCAUGACACUCCAGCAGGGCAAGCUCAUCCUGACCGCCACCUUCCCGGCCACCAUGCUCAUGUCCCCGGUGCUCUCCGCUCCCGCCGGCAGCCUGGCCCUGCCCAUCAAGCAAGAAACGGCGCCUCUAACAUGCACCAGCGCCCCCAUCCCAGGGCCCGUGAACUCCGAGGGCGCCGGGGCGGGCCAGCCGGCCUUGGCUUUCGGGGACGGUGUAGCCGGCCGUCAGCCUGGCGUCCUCUCGAACUUCCCCCAGGAGGGCCUGGUGCUGUCCCCGCUGCCUCAGCCGGCAGCGUGGCCCGGCUCGGCGGGCAUGGAGAUGCAAGCGGCUGGCACCGAGGGGCUCUUCGAGAUGGAGAAGGGGGCGGUGGAGGUGCUGGACGGCACGGAGCCGAGUGGCCUACUGCUGCCUGAGGGCGAGGGGCUGCUGUUGGGCAGCUCAGCCAGCGACCCCCUGGAUCCCGAAGGCCUCGACUCGGAUGAGAAGGUGCUGACCCAGCUGCAGUCGGUGCCGGUGGAGGAGCCCCUGGACUUGUAAGAGGCUCGGCAGGCGGGCGCGAGACGGGACCGGGGCGCCACCUCCUAGGGGGGGGUCUCGGCCCCUCCGUGCCUUCGCUGCCCCCGGCGCGUCAGAUCCAAACUCUCAGACAUCUGUAGAGCUCCGAGCCCUCGCCCCGGAUCCCACUGCCAGGGGGCCCUGGCGCUGCGGGCGCCUGAAAGGCUCUGGGCAAUUGGGUGGUGCCGGAUCCGUGGCUGCAUCUGUGGGCUGCCAUGACCAAACACUACAAUUCCAAACUGGGGAGGGGGGGGGGAAUCCGGCUCUGGCCAGGCAAGCUCCUAGCCCCCAGGAAGGGGGUGUCAGCUGUUGUGGCUUAGAGCGGGCAGGAGAAAAGCAGGCAUUCGUGGGCUGCGGGGUCUCCCCUGCUCCUGCCCCCCCUUUCCUAGAAACACUAAGCGUCUUCCCAGAGCAGGGUGUGGGAGCCGCACGGCGCAGGGGGAGUCUUGGUGCUAAGGGAGCAGGGUUUCUGGGGCAGCUGCUGAUCGGACCCCAGGUCCCGUCGGUCGCUGCGGGAACCACUGACUUUGUUUUCGGGUGGAGGAAAAUUCUGGGGCCUGGGUCCAUGCUCCCCUGUCCUGCCCUGGGGUUCCCCAUAGUCUGCCCCAGCCACACCCCUUGUGGGCUCUGGGGGGCAGCAAAUAGCCACACCCCCAAUCCGCCCUCUAUGCUAGGAGCAGGGAUAAGAACCCUUACGUCAGCUCCCCAUGUGCAUGGGGAGGAAUUAUCGGGGUCACUUCUGCCCUGGUUAGGCUGCCGGAGUGGCACCGAUGGGGCUGCGUGUGAAUGUGAAGAACGAAAUCCAAAGUCAUCCCGAAUUGCUCCCCCUGAAUUUCAUGGUUUCCCCGCUUCCACUCCUAGACACUACAAACCAGCUGACCUGACUUCUUAUUUUUUACGUGAAAGAAUUUUUAUCUAUAUAUAAAAAUUAUAUAUUUUUAGAAGGAGCAAAUCCUGCUGCGUGAUUCCAGCGUGCCUGGGACCGUCACCCCGGGGCACCUCGCCCCACCAGUAUUUAAUGGUCUCACUGUUUUUUGAAUCGCUCUUCCAGCAGGAGGAUAAACACCCCACGAGCUGAACCUUUUAUAUUAAAAAAUAAAGUGCAUUUAACUUUUGUAAACCUUCACUACGUCGGAGCGGUGGCCGCUCCUGCCUUGGCCAGCGGAGGCCGCGUUUCCCGCCAACCUGGUGGGGUUUGUUAGAGAGGGUACGUUGGACUGGUCGAAGGCUUUGGACUCCCCGAAAUCACACUACAGAGCUACUGGAGAGCCGUGUUGGUACGGGGUCCUCUCCACACAGGAUGCCUGGGUUCCAGAUCUACCACAGGACAGGAUCCCUCCCCCUGUGGAGCAACCAGGUUCUAGAUCUGCAGCAGAAUGGCACCCCCGUGUCCCAGACCCACACCAGAUCAGAUCCCAGCCUGAUGGAGUAAUCCGGUUCUAGAUCUGUGCCAGACGGGGAUUUCUGCUCCAUGGAGUAACUGGGUUCUGGAUCCACGCUGGAGUGGGAUCUGUCUGCCACCAUGAAGCUGUUGGGUUCUAGAUACACAUCAGAAUGGGAUCCCUGCCCCAUGGAGUGCCAGAUUCUAGAUCCAUGGCAAUAUGGGAUCCUCCCCAAGGAAACCACCAGGUUCUAGAGCCACACUGGAACUGGAUCCUCGACAGUGCAACUGGAACCACAUCAGAAUGGGUUCCCACCCCAUGGAGCUUCCAGGGUUCUAGAUCAUCUGAAUGGACCCCAGCUUCAUGGAGCUUCCAGGUUCUAGAUCCACACCGGGAUGGGUUCCCACCCCUUGGAGCAGCUGGCUUCUCUUGGACCCACCUCAGAACAAGCUGCUCUUUGUGGUUUUUCAGUCUUCGUCAUCUUCUGGGACCAGCUCCCCUCUCGUCCUCUCCUCUUCCCCGGUUCCUCAUCCUCAAAAUCCAGAGCUUCCGUUGUGACUCCUCGAAGUUGUCCCCACCGUGGCACCCGUGGGCUCCUCCGGCACCCUAGCGUCCCAUGAGCCUUCUGGAUUUCUUUGGCUGUCCAAGACGAACAAACCGGGGGGGGGUCAGCUCUGUCUGGCAAGCCAGAGGGGUGGCACCAAUGGUUCCUUUCCUUCCCCCUCCACCCGUGCACCAUGGUUAUCUGUGGAGGGACCCAGACUGGACACUUGAAUCUUGGGGCACUGCCUCCUGUCCCACCCUCUCACCAGGUACUAGUGCAUCUCACUAUUAUUAUUAUUUUUCACCAUUUUCCUAUUUUUUUU